GCCCAGGGGUGGAAGGGGAGGACAGGUUGGCGUGGCUGAAGUCUGACCUCGCAGUUGGUCGUGUGAUCGCGUGGUCGAUGGACUGUUCCAAGUUUCUACUUGUGGUGGGGGACAAUUUAUAAAGGAAAGCUUCGGGCGUUACAGUGCAGAAUGUAAUACAUUCAUAGGUUAAGAGUUGAGCGAAGAAGUGGAAAUAUAGUUCGGUUACGAGAAAUACUCCCCCCGUGCAGAUAGUGUCAGACGAUCUCUAGCGGGCUCCCACCGUGAACUCUGGAAAACUGGACCACCGUCGGUAAGAGGAGCUCACUGCCUGCGGUGGCAUCGGUUCAAAGUGGCGGUCAGGUCACACGAUGUCCAAUGACCCGAGGUAUCCCGGUCCGCCGGACCGGGGCGGAGGAGGAGGCAGAAAUGGCAGGAACUAUGGCAACCGGAUUUUUGAUUCCAAUAAUAUGAGAUAUAACCAACAGCUUGGCAGAUCAACUGGUGAUAUACCCUCCGGUGCCAAUGGCUACAUGCCCCGGGAUAGUGGUGGUCGGAGGGGCAUGUACCCCCCUGAUCCAUUCCAAAGAAUGGGCAGGGGGCAGCCACCGCCGCCGCAGUAUGGCGACCCGAUGGAUAUGAGCUUCGGCGGUCUACCGCUGUCAAAUCCGCCACCACCGCCCGUCGUCGGUGCGCGGAGUGGGCGCAGGGGAAGUGUCGGAGGGAGAAGGAACAGCUUCGACAAUGGGCGUCGGGGCAGCGUGGACCUCGGGCGUGGAGGGACAGGAAUAGGUCGCAGGAGAAACAGCUUCGACAGCGGAGACCAAGAGAAGCAAUCCGACGAGAAUGUGUCGUCCGACGCUUACAACGCCGACGUCGAGGACGCAGACGAGGCCAUCGAGAAGCAGAAGCGGCGGGUCCUGACCCUGGCAGCCAAAAAUGACUGGGCGGCCCUCGACCACGCCCUCAAGCAACUGGAAAAGCAAGCCCCGUCUUCCCACUCGAAGGAAUCCCCUUACCAUCCGCUGAAAGACCUCGCCGAUGAGACAACUGGCUUCACGCCGUUGAUGUACGCAGCGAGAGAGAACAAGGCCCCCUUCAUCGACAGACUAAUUGAUCUCGGCUGCAACCCCAACGCCAAAAAUGCCGAUGGCUACGCUCCCAUUCACCUGGCGGCGACGUUUGGCAGAGAAGACACGGUCAGGCACCUCGUUCACAGGAAAGCGGACAUCAAUGUUACUGGCGGGCCCCACGGACAAACGACCAUUCACAUGGUCUGCGAACGAGCGCAAAUGGCCCGCCGGUACUUGGGGAAGCCACCGCUCAUCAAACGCUCCUCAAACCCAAAAGACCAGUCGAUGGGGCAUAUGGCAGCGUCUAGGAGCUCCGGAGCCGCCCUGGCUCUCCUGAAGAUGGUUCUCAUGCACGCCAGGCAGGACCUUCGCUUGAUUAAGGAUAACCAAGGGGACAUCCCGCUCUUCAUAGCCAUCGACGCAGGGAACUCCAGUCUGGUGAAGGAACUGCUGCAUUACCAAGCCUCAGAACAGCUGAAAGUUACCCGGCACGAGACGAAGGAUUCUCCGCUCCAUAUUGCUUGUCGCAAGAAGGAAACGGACAUUGUUCGCGUCCUGGUAGAUGCAGGUGCAAGCACAGAUGAGAAAAAUUCAUUAGGGCAGACCCCCCUGCAUAUAUCGGCAGAAGAGGGAGACGAGGCAACCGUCAAAUUUUUCUGGACUGUCCACGUGAAUCCGAAUCAUAAUGAUAAUCACGACCGGACGCCUCUCCACGUUGCAGCCGAAAAUGGCUUCACUCCCAUUGUAGAUAUGUUAGCUGAUAAGUUCAAAGCGAACGUGAUGGACAGGACAAAAGACGGAGAUACGCUUGUGCACAUUGCCUCCUUGCACGGCCACCCGGAAACUGUUAUGGCUUUCCUCAAGAAAGGUGUGCCUCUACACAUGCCGAACAAAAGCGGUGCCCGAUGUAUACACACGGCUGCCCAGAGAGGUCACGUGGGCGUGGUCAACGCCAUUCUUCAUAAAGGAGAACACGUUGAUGUGACCACCAAUGAUGGCUUCACCGCCCUUCACGUCGCCGUCAAAAGCGGAAAACCGGCUAUGGUGGAGGCCCUGCUCGGCCACGGAGCCAACCUAACUAUGCAAGGUGGGGCUGCGAGGGAGUCGGCGCUCCAUCUAGCGGCAAGAGUGGAAGACGGAGAGAAGUGCGCGGAAAUGUUGCUCAAAUCUGGCGCUGACGUCAACCUGCCGAAGGAAGACGGACAGACGCCUCUUCACUUAGCUUCCUUUAAUGGUAACCUGAAGACCCUUAAUCUGCUACUCGAGGAUGAAAAGGCUGCGCCCCUGAUCCAGUCGAAGGACGGAGAGACAGCGCUGCAUUUAGCCUGCUCUGCCUGUAGAGUUGAUGUAGUGAGGACGUUGAUAGACCACGUCAUGGCGAAAGGUGGUAAAGCGAAAGUUGUCAAAUUCAUCAACACGAAGAAUAACCUCGGGGAAACCGCUCUUCAUAUGACCGCUGGGCUGAAUAAGAGUAAAGCAAAAAUAAAAGCCGGAGACGAUCAGGAAAUAGCCAACAUCUUGUUAUCUAACGGAGCUGAACUUCUGGUUCACACCAAUAAGACGCAUGAGACUCCAAUCCACUACGCUUCUACCUCGGGCAAUGAGGCAGUUUUGACGGAGAUGCUCCGGUUUGCUCCAAAGGAUAAGCUUCAACAAUUGAUGAACGGACAAUCGACUCGUGGUUGGUCUCCUUUGCUCAACGCGUCUGAUAAAGGCCACGACGGCAUCGUUACCAUGUUACUGGACCACCAGGCUCGUGUCGACGUUUUCGACCACGAGGGAAAAGCAGCUUUACACUUAGCUGCUGAACAUGGAUACAUGCUGGUUUGUGACGCCCUGUUGCAUCACAAAGCCUUUGUGAAUGCCCGAACGAUGUCUGGAAUGACUGCGCUUCAUUUGGCAGCCCAGAAAGGGUACACGGAACUUGUGAGAACGUUAAUUACUCAAAAUGCAGCUCAGAAAGAAGGCUUAACGUUGACGCGACAAACGCCCCUGCAUUUAGCUGCCGAGUCAGGUCAGCUGGAAGUCUGUGAGACGUUGUUGCAAUUAGGAGCUGAUACCAAUGCUACAAACAACGCAGGCCAGAAGCCAAUUCAUGUGGCCGCUAUGCACAAUAACUCAGAGGUUGUCAAACUUUUCCUUAAAACUUCACCAGAAUUAGUAACGACGGCUGAUAAGGACGGGAAUACCUGUGCCCACAUUGCAGCAUUACAAGGUUCUGUUGAUGUCGUGAGGGAGCUUAUGCGGCAUAACAGAGGAAUUAUUAUUAAUGGGAGAAACCGAGGUGACUCCAUGACCCUCCAUCUGGCAGCUGAGGGAGGACACGCCAAGCUUGUUAAAUUUCUCAUAGAAAACGGAGCUUCCCCUAAAGCAGAAAACGGAGAAGGUCUCACGGCAGUCCAUUUAGCAGCUAGAUACGGCCACAUUCAAGUCUUGGAAACGCUACGGGAGGUCACCAGCCUUCGAAUCCAUAGCAAGAAGUUGGGUCUUUUCGCGCUACACAUCGCUGCUCAUUAUGGUCAAAAUGAAAUCGUCCGAGAGCUGCUGUCUCACAUUCCCGCCACCAUCAAAUCAGAGCCUCCGAUGAUGACUGGGGGUCGGCCCUUUCUGCCUGACCUCGGCGCCGAGGCAGAUCUGACGCCUCUGCAUUUAGCCGCCCAUGAAGGCAAUGAGGGCGUCGUCAGAAUACUUUUCAACAUUCCGGGAGUUCAGCCGGAUGUUACGUCCAGACUCAAUGAAUACACCCCUCUACACUUGGCCUGCAUAGGAGGUCACACGUCCGUUGUCAGUUUGCUGUUAUCGAAGUCGACGAAGCAGAUCAUGAAAAUGGACAAGAGAGGGCGAACGGCGAUGCACAUUGCCGCCACCAACGGCCACCCGCAUCUCGUCACGCUCCUCAUGGGACAAGGAGCCGAGCUUGGAGCCAAAGACAGGGAUGGGUUGACGCCUCUGCACUACAGCGCCAAAGCGGGCCACCUGGAAGUGGCCAAAGUCCUGGUGGAAGCGGGAGCCAACCCUGAGGACAAAUCCAACGAGGACAAGACGCCCAUCACCUUUGCCGUGUCCAACGAACAUGUCGAUGUCUACAACUACCUCAUUAACAAGAAACACGAUUCUUAUAAGUUAUUAGCGGACAAGAAGUUCAUAUUGGAUCUUUCAGCCUUAGCAAAGAAACACGACCACAAACCUUUGGAGGAGUUUAUUUUACUGUCUCCUGCUCCAGUUGAUAUUGCCACAAAAUUAGCUCAUAGUCUUCUUAUCCUCUCCGACAAGGAGAAGGAGAGUAGCCGUGAUUUGGUAGAAUCUUCCGUCUUCUGCGAGGCUCUGGCAACGGAGUUGGUCGCCAUCUCCUCGGCAACAGCCUCUCCCGGUAUCAUUCUGCGGGCGGUGGACAACAGGAACGUCGUGCUCUUAGAUUCGUUGAUAGAGCACGAACAAAAAGAGGUAAUUGCUCAUCCAGCAGUGCAGCGGUAUCUCAAUGACGUCUGGAUGGGGAGCCUGGAAUGGGCUGGCUGGAAGAUUUUCGCAAUGGGCGUCGCCUUCUUUUUUCUUCCUCCUAUUUGGAUAUUCUUUAGUAUGCCCUUAGGUCACAUGUACAACGAAGUCCCCGUCGUCAAGUUCAUGGCUUACCUCGUUUCUCACAUGUACAUGUUGAUACUGAUGAUCAUAUCAGUGGCCAUGCCUUUGAGGCCCAUCUGGGAGAACGUAAAUCUCGUGCCGAAUUGGUACGAGUGGUGCCUUCUGCUGUGGUUUAGCGGGAAUUUAGUGAUGGAACUGACCAAUCGAGGAGACUUAGCUGGUUUAGGCUGGAUCAAAAUUAUAGUGCUGGUCUUAGGCGGCCUGGGAGUCCUCAUUCAUCUAGUAGCGUUCUUUUAUAUGAAUAACGUGGAGGUCGUGCAGGAACUUUUGUAUAUCAGGAACAAUAUGAUAGCGCUGGCGAUGUUGUGCGCGUCGGUGCAGAUCUUAGACUUCUUGUCCUUCCAUCACCUCUUUGGUCCCUGGACAGUCAUCAUCGGAAAGCUAAUGGUUGACCUGGGCAUGUUCUUGAUCAUCCUCUGCAUUUUCGUCUUCGGGUUUUCCAUGUACGUGGCUGCCCUGUACAACCCCGUCAGACCUACGUACACGGACUUUAAUAACACCAGCACCGAGAGAGUGGGGUCCGGGUACCCCCCGGCAGAGGCACCAAUUCAGACUCCGAUCCAGACGGGCGAGAUGCUCUUCUUCUCGCUCUUCGGUCUCGUGGAACCCGACUACAUGCCUCCUUUCUACAGCCAUCCGCCCUGGGCCCAAAGCCUGAUGAAGAUCGUGUUCGGAAUCUACCAAAUGGUGACAGUAGUGGUUCUCAUCAAUCUCCUGAUUGCUAUGAUGUCCGAUACCUAUCAGAGGAUUCAAGCAAAGAGCGACACGGAAUGGAAAUUCGGCCUGGCUAAGUUGAUUCGUGAUAUGAGUAGAACCUCCGGAACGCCGUCUCCCCUUAAUCUUCUCGUGAAAUUCAUCGUAUAUAUUAUUGCUAUUUUCAAGUUCAGAUGCAACUUGUGCUCUGACCAAGCUAUGGAAUACAUGCGAACCGAGGGUCGUCCUGAAGAUCCGCAUUCUUCUGAGGCGAAGAACGAGGCUGGAGGCGGAUGGAUAAAAAAGAUGAGGUCUCGAAGCAAGACCAGCAUAAUGCCGCAGAGCACAGAAAAUCUGGUGCCUCUGAGCAACAUGGAAGGUCCGCAAGGUGUGAAAAGGAUAGAGAACGUCAUCAAGUGGAGCCGUGUGGUCCAGAGGUACCGCAUGAUGCACCAGAUAGACGUCCACCCGGGAGAGACGAACGACGAGGAGAACGAGAACGAGAUCAUGAUCACCGACGCCGUUCUGAACGGUGCCCUCGAGCCCUCUCAAAAUACCUCCGCUGCUUAAGCCUUUCCCCAACCCCCUCAUUUUUCCCCAGUUCCAAAGCGUCGACGUUUUUCUUAACCUUUUGAUACUACAGAGCGCCAAUUGUUGCAUAGCUAGAGAAGUUCAAUCUCAAAUGAACCUUCUGCGUAAGGCCUUGGUGCCUCCAGUGGAAUAGAUCAUCACAAGAAUCGAAUUUUUUCCGGUAAAUAUAAAACGUCGCAAAAACAGGAGAAGAAAUUCUGAUUUGAUGCAAUGUCAAGCUUUUCAAUGAUGGCUGUGAAGAAAUCCAAGAAUUGUACAACAAGGUAAAUGAAGCUUUACAUUUUGUGAAUCCUUUGAAUGAAGGAAGGAAUGCUAGGUUUUGGGGAUUCGUGUUUUCACUGAAUCCACAUCUGAAUUUUGAUUUAAAGUAGUUAUUCGUUACAGUACCCACAGUUAUUCUAAAACAUUUACCAUCACUUUGUGUGUCAUGAAUUGUGUAAGUAGAUUUUAGGGUAUGCCAAGAAAAGGACACAAGAGUACGCGUUGUUAGGAUAUAGUGAAAGGGAGACUUUUCCAACGAGUAACAGCGUCGUUGCUAAAUCGUGGUGCAGUCUUAGGGUGCAUCUAAAACUACUGUAAAAUCAGUCAUGAACACACGUCGGCAACAUAUUGCGCACAUAUCACAAACAAGUUAACACGUCAACCACUGUCAGCAGAGAAAACAUUUUUGGCAAAUGGUGGAUAAUCGUAUGACACACUAGUUAGGACCACCAGUAAGUCGUUGACUUGUAUCCAGCCCGUUUGUAAUGUGUAUGUGAUAAGUUAUCGACGAGUGUUCAUGGCCUCUUUUACUGCAGUGCAAUUGCCCCUUUAGUAGCAAUACAAGGGACCCAAACACCAGAUACAGCUAUGAAAAAGAUUAAAAGUAUCAAUGAAACACGAAAGUUACAUUUGUACUCUGUAUGAUCGGUGAUCUUUCAACUUAGGUAAGUUGAAUUACCCACAUCUUUUAGGGUGCGUCCAGACUAAACUAAAACGUUAUAAACAGACGGUGGAAACUUAUCCUUUACAUAUGACAAACAAGUUGACAAUAAGUCAACGACCGUAAGUGGAGAACAAAGCCCCAGCUAAAACUAGGUAAUCGUUUGAAGCACUGGUUAGAGUUGAGUUGAAAUGGAAAUUGACAGUGAAAGGUUUGAAAGGUAACAGGAGGAAAACCUCAAAGCAGUUGCACUACGAAUCAACUGUUAGAGGGGGUGGAAGGUAUGAUAGAAAAAAAGAGAAUAUGAAAGGAGGUACAGCAAAAGGAACGAAAGUGGUCGCAGCUAGGGGCCGAAGGCACGCUGCAAAGAACCUUAAGUCAUCCCUACAGUGGACCGCAUGAGGUCCACUGACGGUACUAACCCCCUACGGGGAGCACUGGUUAGAAGUGCCGUUAGGUCAUGAACAUUUGUACAACCUGUUUGUAAUAACUCUGCGAUAAGUUACCAACGCGUUUAUGACAUGUUUUAAUGUAGUGCAGAGGCACUGUGACCGUAACAAGCAAAAGGGUUCUCUGAGUUCUCCAGACACGAGGCGGAGUUAGCACUGGGACUUUGGAGAAGGCAAACAAUCUUCACUCUUUCUAUAUUCGGUGUUAUCAAGCAAGCCACAAGUAUUUGUUCACGUGAUAUAUCGAUGUCUUUUUAGAUAUUUUCCAUAAAGCAAUACGUAGAAAUUGUGUCAGCAUUCGAAACUCAACAACUAGAUGUGAAUAUGUGUUAUUCUAGCCUUGAUGUUGUUUUGUACACUAAAGGACAAAUAGACUUCAACUUGAUGUUAUGUUCGUGAGAUGCAAAGUGUAUUCUUUUAUGCAAAUCGUGUACUUUAGUGUUUCUGAAGCCAAAAGACUGCUGCAAAACGAUUGUUAAAGCAUUGCUCAUUCGUGGAGAACGAAAGUUCGUGAAACUUUUUAUGACUUUUUGUAGUUAGUUUUGCGCCAUCACGAGUCAUUCACUGAACCUGUGGGACAUUGACUAUCCUGCAGUUCACUUCUCAUCAUCAACAAAAGCACAUUGAAGGACAUCUUUCGUAUGUAAAUAAGUCUUCAAAAUGUGCCAUAGCCACGAAGUCAGUCAUUGUUACCACAUACAAAUCACACAUUACAUGUGAACGCAUUGAAAAUGUACAUAAUUCAUAUCUUGGUAAAACUGUUUUGUUUGGGUUUACGUAUUUGUUACCUGUCCGAUGGAAUGUGGAAUAUUAAGACAGAUUUGGUGUAAUCUCUUCACGUGAUCCGGAAUGUGUUUGGAAUGAUAUGGUUUUGUCAUUCCAGUUUAAUUUUUCCGAUACUAAGCAAAUCACAGAUCCUAAUGUUUCUUAAUUAUUAUAACCCUCGUUUAACAAAUUUUGUUGUAAUGUCAAAUAUCUUUGUGUAUGACAUGGAAUCUGUUCGUUUUGUUGGCGGAUGUGAGUUAGAGCUCUACCAAUUCUUGUAUGUUCGUUUGAAUACCAUUUUUACGAUAAAAAAAUGAAGUAUAACAAUUUUUGAACAAUAGUUUUACAUAAUAGUCUUUGGUUAUCCUUAUAACUUCGAUAAGUUAAGAUAAAGAUAAGAUUAAAUGGUUGUCACAGGUGAGAUAGUUUUGAAUUCCCAAACCAUAAAUGCUUCCAUCAAACCGGGUAACAGACACGGAACCCUUCAGUGUAUAUAUAUCUUUUAUAUAAGAAAUGUUUUCGUUGUUCAUGGCUGCAAUCGUCUAGAAAGAAAUCGUAUUUGCGCAACACAAACGAGUAGUUAAAUGGGUCGACACAGUCAAGGUGUCGGAGGUUUAUUUUCUUCAGGAAACGUAGACUAAGAAACCCGCAAAUUUGUCCCCCAAGUUGCCUUGUUAGAGCUAAGCAGGAAACCUUGGCUCUCUGGAAGUCUGUUUCUCCGGACGGCGAAGCGCUUUUCGUUGCUCUUUCCAUUUGAUAUGGAGACUUUUGUAACGCCUCGAUGACUGGUUUCAUCGGGGAGCCGAUAUUUUUAUAGCUACUGAGAGAGGGCAGUAGGCUAAUCACAGAAAGAGAUGACCUUGUAGGUGUAGAAGGGUUUUUGGUAUCGCUGUGUGAGGCUGAGGGGCCUUAUAUCUGCUGGAUUCCAUUCUGACGAAGAUCUUUAUAAUAAAAACUGCAGUUGAAAACUAAUAAUACUAGUGUUACAAGAAUUAAUUCUAGACUAAUCAAGAUGGCACAAUACAUUCACUGAACUGGUUAUAUAAUCAUUUAUCAACAUUAGAUUAUGAGUUACCGUAAGGCCUCUUACCCUUUUAAUCAUUGUACAUUAAUUAAAUCAGUCACGUUUUUGCUUUAUUUACAUCCUCCUAUACAGAUAAAAGGUUCAUAAUAAUAAUGAUAAUAUCCCCAAAGCUUUCUGCUACAGUUCACGGUACACGCCACAAAUCCUAAGCUUAGCAAAUUUGUUGUGUCUUUAAAAUUGUGUAUCACGAGAUUUCCAUUUCAGAGCAUAAAAGACGGUAUGAGUGAAAUGUAAUUAUAAUAUUUUACGUUAUUGUUUUUUUUAUGUGUGUGUACGUGUGUGUAACUAAGGUUUUGAUAAAAACAUUUAGGUAAUUAGAAAGUUUUCUUUACCAACUUUGUUUAUUUUGUUAAUGUUUACUUAACAUGUAGCAUGUCCUCUGCAGGACUUACUCACAAAUGGUGAUUUUUGUUUACGCGCUUCAUCAUUAUCUGUGAUGCUCAUUCAUCCUUUGAACACGGGAUAAGUGUCUUUGUAAAACUGCGAGGCAAUGAACUUACAAAGAAGACUGUAACCGAUUCAUUUCUGAAAACGCACAAAGUUUGGUGCUGAAGUUUAAAUGGGAAAGAAAGGGACUGAUAGAAUUAUUUAGAUAUCUUGCUUUGAAAUGUGCUUAUAUUGUUUGGAAUAAUUCAGAAAUUUGAAAAUGACUGUCGAACGUUUAUAUUUCCUUGACAACCUAGGCAGAUCUGAAAUUUGAUCUUCCAAAAAAUCUUUUAAUUUACCAGAGCAUCUAGCGUCUUUUUUUUUUUUUUUUUUUUUUUUCUAUUUCACCAUCAAAAUGAAAUGCGUUAGCUAUGUUACGCAAAACUGUAAGAUAAAAAAAAAAGAACUUAUGCCUGGGAUAAAGUGUGUAUUAUUAUACAAAGGAAUGGAAUUAUCUAUACAUACUAUUUUUGUGAAUGAUCGAAAAUCCUUCUUAGUAUCAGUGAAGCAGAUAUAAGUGACCUACAGCACUUGUUAGGAGUUCCGAUGACAGUAAAUAGUUAGGAAAAUGAAAUUACCCACAAGCGAACAAAAGGAUUUGGGAAACCCCAUUUUCUGUCCUGUAUGCAAGCCAACUUUGAUCACUUUUGCCAAAAUCUGCGCAACAGAAGUAUUAGGAUAUGCAUCGCGUUAAAACUUGUGUUGCGAUAAGAGGUAAUGAAAGUCUUUUUUGUGCAUAAGUAACGUCUCCUUUUGCAUUGGCAAAACCGAUCAGAUUUUGGCUUGACAGCUGCAGGGGACGACGAUGAACUUCAAGUUCAUUUAGACUUCUUCCAUGUUCAUUAGUGAUUCAGAAUGAUAUAUUAGUUAAGAGAAGAUUCAAAGGCAGGCUUAUGUUAAGCUCACGGUCUUUCUAUUUGUCGUUAAUAUGCAUUUGAUAUUGUUGUGUAUGUAAAUGUAUAUCAUGUUGAUAUGGUUAUUGAUUAUAUGCAUAAAAUGUCAGCUAUGCACAAAUACAUUUGAAAUAGUUUUCGUCCUAUUGUGUUGUAAAUGGCAUCGGCCAAAUUUUUUCUGUAAUUACGUUUUUUUAAAGAUAUUCUCCUUUCCAGAGUUAUUGAAUGUUCAAAAUCUAAUUUUAAUUUCAAUAUUAUUCAAAACUGUUGUCAUGCUGAUUUUUUAAGGAUGAAAGUAUUUUUGAGAGAAUAGUAGUUUUUUGUUUUUGAGUAAUGCAUAUCAUUUCCUUUAUCCGUAAACGACAGAAAUUGACGCAUACUUUUUGAAAGAGAAAUAUUUCCUAUUAGCCUUUUUAUAAUGUAUAUUUAGCUAGGCGUUGGUUGUAGAUGUUACAGAUACCUUCAAAUAUUAACGAACUUUAUUGUGGAAAAAUGUCAUUUCAUUGUGAACGGAGCUGCUUGGAAUAAAACGUUCAACAAUGA
This is a messenger RNA of Macrobrachium nipponense, 11057 nucleotides long. RefSeq names its product serine/threonine-protein phosphatase 6 regulatory ankyrin repeat subunit C-like (gene nompC). The coding region runs from base 351 to 5954 and encodes 1867 amino acids. Gene Ontology annotation, biological process: calcium ion transmembrane transport; protein localization to T-tubule; regulation of cardiac muscle contraction. Gene Ontology annotation, molecular function: calcium channel activity; protein binding. The transcript is spliced from 33 exons. The record is from RefSeq and is a predicted model, not a curated record. NCBI's taxonomy places the organism in Eukaryota, Metazoa, Arthropoda, Malacostraca, Decapoda, Palaemonidae. Gene Ontology annotation, cellular component: membrane; T-tubule.